UGUGCCACUUCACCCCAACUAGAAUGGCAUCUAGUAGGGAAGACUGUUGGCGCCGCACUUCCCUGGAACCAUGACUGUCCGGUUGGUCCUGCGUUGUGAGAAAGCCUGGGAGAGAGUGUGGAGCCUGUAAGCCUUGCGCAGGCAGUUUUGGGCACCCCCAUGGCCUGGUCCGGGGAUGAAUGGAAUGGAGCCACUGCACAAUGUGUCCACCAAUCAGAGCCAGCAGGCACCCACUAGCCUUCCGUACUCGCCUCUUGCCAUGGCACUUAUCAUGGUGGCAGUGCUGACGGUGGCACUCGUGACUCUGAUUGGGAACAUGCUGGUGGUCCUGGCGGUGUACACCAGCCGUGCCCUCCGCGCCCCACAGAACCUCUUCCUGGUGUCUCUGGCUGUAGCUGACAUCCUGGUGGCCACCCUUGUCAUCCCCUUCUCCCUGGCCAAUGAGGUCAUGGGCUACUGGUGCUUUGGCAGCUUUUGGUGCAGCCUCUAUCUGUCACUGGAUGUGCUCUUCUGCACUGCCUCCAUCAUGCACCUCUGUGCCAUCAGCCUGGAUCGAUACUGGGCAGUAACCCGAGCUGCCCGGUACAACCUUAAAAGGAGCCCCCGGCGGAUAAAAUGUAUGAUUGGGGCGGUCUGGGCCAUUGCCGCCUUUGUCUCCCUGCCACCUCUUUUCAAGUCCACACACCAGGACUGGAAGUGUGAGCUGCACGACGACACCUGGUAUGUACUGGCUUCCUGCACUGCCUCUUUCUACGCCCCCUGCCUCAUCAUGGUUGCUGUCUAUUGCCGAAUCUAUCACGUGGCCAAGCACAGGAACUCUGUGGUUAUUGCCACGAGGCGAGUGUCCUGUCCCAGUGUCCUCCCUGCUGCCAAGUGCGACACCCGCAGAGUGAGUGCGGCCCAUUGCCCUGGAGAAGUGCAGAAUGUGGCUGGGGAACAUGGCCAGCUUCCCCACUCCCAGCAUGGCUUGUCCCGGCUCUCUCAGCAAUGGAGGGUAGAAGAGGCUGGCAACAGCAGUGGCAGGCCUCAAAGGACCCCAAGGCUUUCGUGGUCCAUGCCCUCUGGCCAGCAGCAGCGAAGGAGCAGGGACAUGUCCAUCUCCACCAACCGGCUGAUGCAGGCACGGGAGCGCAGGUUCACCUUUGUCCUGGCUGUCAUCAUUGGAGCUUUUGUGCUCUGCUGGUUCCCGUUCUUCUUCACGUACAGCCUCGAGUCAGUGUGUGGGGAAGGCUGCCACAUCUCCAGGACUCUCUUCCAGUUCUUCUUCUGGGUUGGCUACUGUAACAGCAGCUUCAACCCCAUCAUCUACACUGUUUUCAACCGGGACUUCCGCCGGGCCUUCCAGCACCUUCUGUCUCGUGCCUGAACCUGGGAGAGACCUGCUGCAGGGGCCUUUGGGUCUAGGUGUAGGAUGUCAUCCUGGGGUCACAGUGAAGGCAACUGGUUGAGGCUGGCGAACCGAAUAUUUUUGCUGAAGGACUUCCAGCAAGCAAAAGUGGCCACACAGUGGUGUCAGUGCUGCAAAGAGCAGUUGCGCAGGAAGUAUGACAUUCCUGGACAGGAGUUGGAGGGCUGGUAGGCCUCGUUAUGCCAUAGUGUCCUGCCUGCUAGUCCCUCCAACAUUGUGCUGGUGCCUGUUCCCCAGCUCAGCAGAUUGGGGGCAAAGAAAGAACCACUGGAGGAGGGACCUUGUCGUUGUCCAAGGGACCUUGUCGUUGUCCAGGGUGACACUAACUCACAUUUUUGACUUGGCUUGUGGUACACCUGCCAAAAUGUCUGGCCAUUGUUACAGUAAAGCGGGCAAGUGUGCAUUCUGGUCUCUCCCACCUUGCUGUAGGAGAGCAACCUUGGUCACAGAGAUCAGUGUACGCUUGUACUUUGGUCUGUUCCAAAAAACUAUUCCAGCCCAUGGAAGCUCUGUCAUGUACUUAUGUCAUAGCUGUUUCAUAGGAAGGAGAAUGACCUGGGAAACAGAAGAAGAAAAAGAAGAGUAGAGUGUUAAAGGAGAUGCAAUGAAAGUGAAGAUGUAUACUUGCUCCUGAGUGCUUUCCCCGCCUCAGCUACUCGGUUCUUUGUCCAAACAAGGGAAAUAGUAUUUGGGGUAUAUUAAAAGUUCCUUUUCUGGA
Messenger RNA from Hemicordylus capensis (graceful crag lizard), 2126 nucleotides. Its product is annotated as alpha-2Da adrenergic receptor-like. Lineage: Eukaryota; Metazoa; Chordata; Lepidosauria; Squamata; Cordylidae. Gene Ontology annotation, cellular component: membrane. Gene Ontology annotation, molecular function: adrenergic receptor activity. The coding region runs from base 176 to 1366 and encodes 396 amino acids. The record is from RefSeq and is a predicted model, not a curated record. Gene Ontology annotation, biological process: adenylate cyclase-activating adrenergic receptor signaling pathway. The transcript has a single exon.